Lecanosticta acicola is the source of this 897-nucleotide messenger RNA. The record is from the annotation of a GenBank genome assembly. Lineage: Eukaryota; Fungi; Ascomycota; Dothideomycetes; Mycosphaerellales; Mycosphaerellaceae.
AUGGCGACGACAUCCUAUUCGCGCUCGUUGACGAGUGCUUUCAAGAGAUUGAAGGUCUGCUAUACUGAGAUCGCCACUCCUGCUACCGUCUAACAUGCUGAGCAGCUCUCUCGGGCACCCCCUGCAGUACACCAACAAACCCGCUGCAUCGAGAUAUCCACCGGACAGGCAGCACCGGCGAUAUCAGAAUCUCUCCCACCGCUGCAGCAGAAGCCCAUUCCCGCCUCUCUGGAACAGGAGCUUGCGCGAAUCCGUCUUCCCAAAGCCGUACAAGCAACCUACCUGAAGCCCCUCAAGCACGAAGCGCGCCAUGGCAUCGUCUCCGCCGACCUCCAAUUGCGCUCCUACAGCGUCCGCAACCUCGAACUCUACACCGACUUCGCCAUGCGAGCAGCAUACUACCUCGGCCUCCCGGCGAAAGAGCCGCGACCUCUCCGGCGCAUCGUGGAGCGAUACACCGUGCCGCGCAGCAAUUUCGUGCACAAGAAAUCACAGGAGAACUUCGAGCGUGUGACGAAGAGGAGAUGGAUCCGCAUAUUGGAUGGACAUCCCGAGGUCGUGAGUAGGUGGUUGGCAUUUCUGAAGCAGUAUCAAUACUACGGUGUUGGUAUGAAGUGCGAUCAGUGGGAGUGGGGAGGUCUGGAUGUUGCCAAGGAGAUGAACGCGAAAGCGGAGCCAUUGAUCAAGGCUCUGACGGCGCGCCGCCAGCGGAAGACGAUAACCGGGGCGGCAAAGAGACUGAAAAGAGUCUACACUGACCGAAUGCUUGCGAAUUCGUACAAGGGACAGUGGGGUGCCCUGGCACCCAUGUCGAGCGCUCAGAGCAUGUUCAAGCCGCCCAAAGGCGGGCUUCGUAGGGUAUUGCUUCAGCAGAUGCGAGAAAGAAAGACGUCCUGA